UCGAUACAAUUGCUUAGACUACAGCGUGUUAUUUAUAAUAACAUUAAUAUUGGAUAGUAACGUGUAUAUUUAAAACGAAUCAUUUUGAUUUUAGACUUGCUUUUAGACGUUUGUCUUAGUACAUUUUUAUUAAUGCUUAGAAAACUUUGAUUGUUUUUGAUUGUUCUACUCAAAGGCCAAAUUGAAGUAAGAAGUAACUACUGUCGAAAGAUUCCGUUUUAAACUUUCAACAAUAUAUAAACAUUUGUAAUAUAAUAUCCAUUGUCAAAAUAAAUACGCAGACGAACGAAUGUCGUGGAAAGGCCUUAAAGUUAUCGGUAUUAUAAAUGUUAUUUUUUUAAUAUUGGUAAUGAUUUUUCAAACAAUAUUUUUGUUGGGGAUUCUUUUGCAUAUCGAGGCUUUAACAAGACAUUCUCGUGCAGAAGGGGAUAUUACUGCAAUCAUUAUAAUUUGGAUACUGUUAAUGAUAAUAAACCUUAUCUUAUUAUAUUUUAACUACGGAUUGAUAAAUAAAAAUUCGCCUGAUUAUAUUAGAAAUUGGCUGAUAGCACAUUCAAUUGCAUUUUUUUUGUGUCUUGGAAACAACAUAAUGUCGGUAAACGGCGGGGAUAUUCUUUCACCAAACAUUGUGGCAAUGGUGCUGUUGAUUGAGAUAAUACUUGUCAUAGUUUUCUGCUACGUAAUUCCAUCGGCUGGUGGAAGUAAUCAGUUUGCAAACGUUUAAAUCUGCAAAUUAGAGGCAACGCAUCGAAGAGUCGAAAACAACGUAGACAUUUUAAAAUCAAAUGUCAAUUAUAAAUAUAUACGAUUUACAGUUCAAUUGAUAAUUUAACAGAUAAUCACAGUAAAAAAAUCAGCCAAUAAAUAUAUAAAUCGGUCAAUUAGACAACCACAGUCGAUGACCACAGCAAUUGUUUUUAAUACCUAUUAAUUAUAAAUACAUUAAAAUAAUUCUAAGCAUCA
Messenger RNA from Acyrthosiphon pisum (pea aphid), 963 nucleotides. RefSeq lists its product as uncharacterized. The record is from RefSeq and is a predicted model, not a curated record. Lineage: Eukaryota; Metazoa; Arthropoda; Insecta; Hemiptera; Aphididae. The transcript has 5 exons. Bases 290 to 724 code for a protein of 144 amino acids.